AUGGAUGCCAGUGGCGAGCACGGCAUCGCGGAGCGCGGCGGCAUCAUCUCUGUGACUGGUUCUCUGGGAGCCGGGCCUGUGUCUACCAGCCCGACGCAAUGCGCAGAUCUGCCAGUGGAUAUUAUCCAGAAGAUCAUCAGAAAUGGCACCUUGUGUGAUGUUGAUCGCGUGUGCGCCUCCUUGCUCAACAGGCACUGGCGCAAUAGCAUAAUUGGCGUGGAGGAGAUGGCUGACCUGGCCAAUCUGCCUUGGCUCUUUCUACCAUCUUCGGCGAGCCCGUGCUUCUUCAAUCCAACGAAAGCAUGCCUUCACCCACUUGGAGCUCUUCCAGAGGGCAUCAGGGCAGCCCGCCCGUGCGUAUCUUACCCCGGAGGCUGGCUAUUCUUGGACGGCGAAGCAUCGGGACAAGAUCAUCUGCUGUACAAUCUGAAGUCGGGCAAGCGGGUUACUCUUCCCAGCAGUGUCAUAAACAUGGAGGGGACAAUAAGAGGUGAGACGUCGCUCUUGAUGUGCGCUCUGUCCAGGUCUCCGUCAUGCCCCGGAUACGAGGUCGCCACAGUGCUCAACCAGGGACCAAGUGGUGAGCAUAUCAUUGCCAUGUGGAGCCCGCAACAAGAGCAUUGGCUAGAGAUCAGCAAGACACCGGAAGCGAGCAUUGUGGAUAUCUGCUAUCACCGCGGUGUGUUCCUUCUGCUGACGCGAGAUGAAGGCCUAAUCAAGGUGAUUCGGCAUGCUAACGGUUCUCGAGGGAUCCAGAUGUGCAAUGUGGUUAGAAGUGCUGGUAGAGUAAUGGGUGACUUGGUUGAGAAACGGCCUCAGUAUUCUCUGGACAGGCGGCUCGUAGAGUCGACGACAGGGGAUCUGCUGAUGCUCAUCAAGAUUAGCCGUCUAAACAGGACAGGCACGAUCACUUUGUAUAGGCUGGGAGUCAACCACGAUACAGGCGAGGCUGAGUGGCUCAACUACAUGUCACCUGCUGGGGGGAUGGGUUCGUCCCGGUCGUACCUGACGGAUACGAAGCAUGAGAUUCACUUUCUAGACGACGUCGGGAGGACUGUUGACUCGGAGGGCACUGGCACUAUCCUCUUCAGCCGUGACGACAUGGGAUGCUUCCUAACGCGCACGCGUUUGUUCGGCGGAGCCUACAGGGGGGCACCCUUCGACAAGACCUCUGACUUGAGCCCGCCCGUGUGGUUCCAUCACUAG
This is a messenger RNA of Triticum turgidum subsp. durum (durum wheat), 1206 nucleotides long. NCBI's taxonomy places the organism in Eukaryota, Viridiplantae, Streptophyta, Magnoliopsida, Poales, Poaceae. The record is from the annotation of a GenBank genome assembly.